AUGGAAGAACUGACAGAAUCUGCACGCCAGUGUUUGGUGUCGCAGGGUAUCAUCAUAGGAACACUUUCCGUUUUAAAUUCCUUAUGUAUUUUUUUAAAAGGUGUUGUUGUGAUAACUCGAGCGAACGACCUUCUUCAUUUUACUUCUCUCACAUAUUUAGCAAUUUUAGAAAUAGUUUGUGGUGUAGGAACUCUAGUGACAGUAACUUAUGUCUGGUGGAUAAUUGCCGGCUACAGAAACAGACAGUUAGAAAUACGAUCAAAAUAUUUAGAUGAAAGUUUAUCAAAAGGACUAGUUGCUCUUAUUUUACCUAUAUUCGUCGGUUUUUCUGCGUUCAUCGUAAGUGCUGUUUUCAUGCUACUCAAGACUGAGACCAGCAGCACGUACGAUUUAAAAAGUGCCAUGGCGUCUUAUUCGACCGACGUAACAAGAAAAAUGAUAUUAGAUAAAUUACAAAUGCUUUUAGAAUGUUGCGGAAGUCAAUCACUUUUAGAUUGGUUUAUGGUCGAUUGGCAAAAUUCUGACGUCGAACCUGGAAGACAUUUGGGAAAUUUUUCGUAUUCCGAUUGGGAUUCCGUACCUUUUAGUUGCUGUUGUCCUGAUGCUCCACCUCCUUGCAUACACCAUCAAUUGAGAAUAUUCGGAGUAGGUUCGAUAUAUUCAUCUGGAUGUGCUGAUAAAUUAGACGAAGUCGUUUUUUUAUUUGUUACUGUUGCCAUGAUUAUGUUAUUCACAUCAACUUUGUUAAUGAUUUUAUUAUUGUAUAUAUCAAGAAAACUUCAAACGUCAGCGAGAUCAGCAUUUCAAAAAGGUGAUUCUACAGCUCCCGGAGUUUGGUGGAUAAUAGCACCCGCAAAUUGUACUACUGGUGGUGGUGGUGCUGCCGGUGCCUCAAGGGAAGCAUCCGAUCAAACUCCUUUGUUAGACAGAAUGAGAAAUUCAAAAAUAUUAAAUAGUCGCGAAUCCGUUUUACCGGAACAAGAUUACUGGUAUAAACAAAGUAAAGUUAUCAUGAGUCCAGUCGUCGUGUCUCAAAAUAGGAAACAUUUUAAAAAUGUAGAAAGCGAUGGGGGCAACACUUUUGUAAGCGAUAAAAAAUUUCGUCGGGGCGGUGCAGAAUCAAGCGAAGGAUGGACAAGGAGAGCAUACGACGCAUCCGGUUCGACUUCAACCACGUCAUUUAUGACAACGUCACUUCCUGUUAAUUCGACGCCGGGUAAAUAUUUCAAAGGAUAA
Messenger RNA from Pediculus humanus corporis (human body louse), 1236 nucleotides. RefSeq names its product Photoreceptor outer segment membrane glycoprotein, putative. The record is from RefSeq and is a predicted model, not a curated record. The transcript has 7 exons. The coding region runs from base 1 to 1236 and encodes 411 amino acids. Gene Ontology annotation, cellular component: membrane. NCBI's taxonomy places the organism in Eukaryota, Metazoa, Arthropoda, Insecta, Psocodea, Pediculidae.